Messenger RNA from Sphaeramia orbicularis (orbiculate cardinalfish), 4435 nucleotides. RefSeq names its product kinesin family member 4 (gene kif4). The coding region runs from base 163 to 3885 and encodes 1240 amino acids. NCBI's taxonomy places the organism in Eukaryota, Metazoa, Chordata, Actinopteri, Kurtiformes, Apogonidae. Gene Ontology annotation, molecular function: microtubule binding; ATP binding; microtubule motor activity. Gene Ontology annotation, cellular component: microtubule associated complex. The transcript has 31 exons. Gene Ontology annotation, biological process: microtubule-based movement; mitotic spindle organization; spindle elongation. The record is from RefSeq and is a predicted model, not a curated record.
UUGUAGUUUUGUAAACGUAAGUAAACGGUCAAGUUAUUUAAAGUUACAAUAUAAUAUAAAUUGUUUUCGGUUAUAGUAGUCCCAACGAACAUUCCCAAUCGCUGACUACAAAUUAAUUAACGUCGGGACCGGAAAAAACGGAGAGAGGUGUUCACAAAGAUCAUGACUGGUGAGGAUGAUAAGGUCAUCCCUGUGCGGGUUGCCUUGCGCUGUCGCCCUUUAGUAGCAAAAGAAGUCAACGAGGGAUGUCAGUGCUGCCUCACCUUUGUACCUGGGGAACCACAGGUAAUUGUUGGUACAGAGAAGGCCUUCACCUAUGAUUAUGUAUUCGAUCCCACUGCUGAACAAGAGGAAGUCUUCAGUACUGCAGUGUCCUCUUUACUGUGUGGCAUUUUUAAAGGAUACCAUGCCACAGUUCUUGCCUAUGGUCAGACAGGAUCGGGUAAGACCUUCUCCAUGGGGGGAGCAUACACUUCAGCUCAAGAAGAUGACCCUUCUGUUGGAGUUAUUCCACGGGUUAUCAGAAGAAUCUUUGAGGAGAGGGAGAAGAAGACAGACUGUGAAUUCUGCAUGGCAGUGUCUUAUCUGGAGAUCUACAAUGAAGAGAUAUUGGACUUGUUGUGUACGUCUAAAGACAAACCAGCCAUCAGCAUUCGUGAAGACCCCAAAGAGGGGAUUAAGAUUGUGGGUUUAACUGAGCGACACGUGUCCUCUGCUCAGGAGAUGGUGGGCUGUCUUGAACUGGGAAACUCUGCUCGUACUGUGGGCUCUACAGCUAUGAAUGCUGCUUCAUCACGCUCACAUGCUAUCUUUACCAUCACACUGGAGCAGCGCAGGGGGGCAGAUAGAGUUGACUCAGUUGUUUCAAAAUUGCACCUUGUGGAUCUGGCUGGUUCAGAGAGGCAAAAGAAAACCAAAGCAGAAGGAGAUCGCUUAAAGGAAGGCAUCAACAUCAAUCGAGGCCUUUUGGCUUUGGGUAAUGUGAUCAGUGCCUUGGGUGAUGAAAGCAAGAAAAAUACCUUUGUUCCUUACAGGGAUUCGAAGCUCACUCGCCUACUUCAAGAUUCUCUGGGAGGAAAUAGUCACACUUUGAUGAUUGCUUGCGUCAGUCCUGCAGACUCAAACAUGGAGGAGACCAUUAAUACACUGCGAUACGCCGACAGAGCUCGCAAGAUUAAAAACAAACCUAUUGUCAACAUUGACCCCAGAGUGGCAGAAAUGAGCCGUCUGAAGAAACAGGUUCAAGAGCUGCAAGUGAUGCUACUUCAUGCCCGUGGAGGAGUGGCGCCAGUUCUUUCCGGGGCAGAGUCAGCUGAGAAUGUGACGAAGCUCUUGGAUAGGAAUCGCGCUCUGCAGGACGAGAACAAUAAGCUGAGCAGAGAGCUGAGUGAAGCAGCUGGACAAACCGCCCUCAUGUUUGAGAAGAUCAUUAUGUCAGAACAAACAAAUGAGAGGCUGCAAAGCAAACUGGAGCAACUGCGACACCAUCAAGCAUGCACUGUGGAUCUUGAGAAGCUGCUGGUGGCUCUGGAGGACCAGGAGUUGAAGGAUAACAUAGAGGUGAUGAAAAACCUGCAAGACCUCAUUUUGGAGCUCAAGAAUGAAAGCGCAGGCAUUGCUGCAUCCAUUGAUUCUAUGACUGGAGAAGAGGACGUACAGGAUGAGUCUGGGAAUGGCAGCAAGAAUGAAGCAGAUGAGUCGACAUCAGAUUCCACUGCCUUAGCUGGUAAGCACUCACCAGAGGCCUUUACAGCCCAUCAUGCACUGCGUCAGGCCCAACUCUCUAAGGAACUGAUUGAGCUCAACAAAGUGUUGAGUUUAAAGGAAGCUUUUGUGAAGAAAAUGUGCCAGAAUGACAGCCAGCUGGAGCCCAUGCAGUCUGAACACCAGAAAAACAUCCAGGAUCUACAGGCAGCAGUGGAUUCUUUGCAAAAGGAGAAAGUGGAGCUCGUUUUGGCACUCCAAUCUGCCAAGAAAGACACCAACCAGGCAAAACUCAGUGAGCAGCGGAGGAAGAGGUUACAGGAGCUUGAGGGUCAGCUUGGUGACAUGAAGAAGAAGCUUCUUGAUCAGUCUAAACUUCUGAAACUAAAAGAAUCCUCUGUUCAGAAAGUGAGCAAGCUCAUGCAGGAGAUACAGGCUAUGAAGACACAGCGUACACAGCUGAUGAGGCAGAUGAGAGACGACUCUGAGAAAUUCAGACUCUGGAAGAGCAAGAAAGACAGAGAAGUGAUUCAGCUUAAGGAGAAGGAUCGCAAACGUCAGUAUGAGCUGCUGAAACUUGAGAGGGAUUUCCAGAAACAGGCCAAUGUCUUGCGUCGGAAAACUGAGGAGGCUGCAGCUGCAAAUAAGCGGUUGAAAGAUGCCCUCCAGAAGAGAAGUGAGGUGGCAGAGAAACGCAAAGAUUUUCAGAAUAGAGGAACAGAGGGAGCUGCUGCAAGAACAAAGGCUUGGCUUUUGAAUGAAGUCGAGUUAAUGGUGAGCACAGAGGAGGCCCGGCGCCAUUUGAAUGAUCUGCUGGAUGACAGGAAGGUCUUGGCUCAGGAGAUCAACCAUCUCAAACAGCAGAUUGAGGCUGGGGACCGCCCCGCUGCUAAAAUACGGCGUCGGACAUUGCUCAUCUCUGAGCUGGAGACGCAGGGGGCUCUGGAAACCCCUCUGACCAAACAGGUGGAGAACCUGGAGGGGGAAAUGGGCCUCAGGAAUGCUCAGAUCGCUGACCUCCAGCAGAAGGUUCUUGUCGCAGACAGUGAUAGACGUUGGAAGCAGCGCAUAGAUGGCAUCACAAGCAUUGUAGAGGCAAAGUGUGCCCUGAAGGUCCUCAUAUCUGAGCUGGUAGAUGCUAAAAUAGUGAGCGCAAAGCUGGACAGUGAAGUCAAACAGGAGAAAGCAAAUAUACAAGAUUUAAAGAAGACGCUGGCUGAUGAGAGAAAUGUGAUGUCCACCAUGGACAUGGAGCACCAGCAGCAGUUAGUUGAGCUAGAGGAGAGGCAUCAGGAGAAGGUGCUUUAUCUCCUUAAGCAGCUACAGAACAAAACCAUAUGUCUUGAUUCAGAUGAAACAAGUUCAACAAAUGAAGAGACUUCGAAAGAGAAGGAGCUUCUGCAGCGCCUCCAAGUACAGGAAGAAGAAAUUGAAAAGCUUCAUGAACGGAACCAGACAUUGAUGGAGCAGAAUGAACAAUACAAACAGAAAUUUGCACUUCUCCAUCUGGCUAGCGGAAAGAAAAUCCUUGCGCCUACACUGAGUAAAGAACAGACUCCAGACGACUCUUUUGAUUAUGUCCCCCCAAAGCCUAAAGGAAAGCGCUUUACCACAGCUAAAGCACCGCUGAACAUGACCAUCAAUGUCGACGAGCUGAUGUCUCCCAGUGAGGAUGAGAUCGAGGAGGAGGGGGAUGAGUGGUGUCCUCAGAAGCCCGAGAGGGGACGCAGAGCUUCAAGGAAAACUAAAACAAACGGGUGCGCAUGUAAAGGUCGCUGCAGCAACAAGCUGUGCAGAUGCCGCAAAGGAAAGUUGACAUGCGGGGAGAACUGCCAGUGUGAUCACGAGAAAUGUCGAAAUAUGGACGACAAAGUGUCUGCUAAGGAUUUAAGUCAAACAGAUGAUGUGUCAAGGGACUCCCUACAGGAUCCUCCAUCUGCAAGCCCUGAAAAUGCCACUUUUUUCAAGCCGCCGACCUGUACACCCACCAAGAAGGUGCUCAAAGAAAUCGGCGACAUGGGACACGUCACAGCAGACGUGAACAUGCCAGAGGAAGAGGACGAUGAUGAAGAGGAGGGCGAGAGGGCAACUGUCAGCUUCCUCAAAAAGAAGAAAAGGAUCCUGACGAGUUUUCAGAACAGUUUUUUCUCCGGAUGCACUCCUGUUAGGGAAGAAUCAUAACCAGGACAGUGAACAGCAGAGCCUUUUCCAUCAUCUGUCCUCGUUUCCCUCAUGUUUUGUCCAUGUCUUCUUUAAAUGUGACUAAACUGUUGUCUACUGUAAUCUGAAUGUAGCUGAUGAUUUCCUGUAGAGUGAAACGAGGACCUGUUGAUAGCAUCGAAUCGUUGACUGGAAUCCACAAUGAGAUGAUCAACAAGUCUAUAUGUAAUGUAUUAGUUUAAUGUGUUACUAUUCCUGGUAGGGUAAGACUAAAUUUACUUACAAAUGAACUCACAAAUGACAGUACAAAGUACUUUUAAACACAUCAUUACCUGUAACGCUUAAAGGAGCAGCCUUUAGGGUUUUCACUGCUUUUAACAUUAGAGUUUAAUAAAGUCUUAGUCAAAUGCUAAGGGAAUUGAUGAGUUGUUUUUCUGAUGCAGAACCAGUCAAAAGCAUAUCUCCAUAUUUAUUUUAUUCAUUAGUCUGUUCUGAUUAACAUUUUAAUUUGUGCUCGUGUUUACAGCUGUUAAUGUGUAGCAGAAGAUUAAAGGACAUGACAUUAAAAGAA